Microtus ochrogaster (prairie vole) is the source of this 2249-nucleotide messenger RNA. It is a transcript of the gene Hpdl, whose product is annotated as 4-hydroxyphenylpyruvate dioxygenase like. The record is from RefSeq and is a predicted model, not a curated record. NCBI's taxonomy places the organism in Eukaryota, Metazoa, Chordata, Mammalia, Rodentia, Cricetidae. Gene Ontology annotation, biological process: aromatic amino acid metabolic process. Gene Ontology annotation, molecular function: 4-hydroxyphenylpyruvate dioxygenase activity.
AGCACCAGACUAAGAAAUCCCGUGCUUGUGGAGGGAGGAUUCAGGCUCCUCCUCCACCCGAGCAGAACUUCUGAGGUCGUGAGAAGACUGAGCCUGGCACCGAGUGAAGGUGGCUAUUGUGACUUCCCGAGCCCGGGAAGGGGUGGCUCAGUGCCAAGGGUGUGACCUGGUGCAAAGCCCUGGGAUGGAACUGCCCUUCGUCCCGGCUGUACCCGAGGAGACCCGUUCUGGGUGAGAGGGCGUGUCAAAGGCGGAGUCUCCAGCCCGAUCUCCCGCCCCGCUCAGCGUCCGCGUGGUUCUCACACAUUUUACCCCCAGAGCCUGAGGUCCUUAGCCGGCUUCUGGUUGAGGUUGCGCUGCAGAGAGGAUCAAUCCCCCAAGGUCUGACUGUGACCUCUGCCCAGAAAAGACCACGGAACGCGCUCUUCGGGCAGACCUGGGCUCCACCAGCUUCCAACAACUAGUCUGGGACCAAGAGUUUUGGAGUUCGAAGCAAGUGAGCCGCCCCAGAAGUACAGAGCCCUGGUAUUGGACUAGCCAUGGCUGCGCACGCCCGCCAUCUGUGCCAUGUCGCUUUCCAUGUGCCAGCUGGACAGCCCCUAGCGAAGGAUCUACACCGCCUUUUCGGCUUCCAGCCCCUGGCGGUGCGGGAAGCCGGCGGCUGGAGACAGCUGGCCCUCCGCAGCGGAGACGCAGUCUUUCUAGUGAACGAGGGCUCGGGGCCGGGGGAGCCACUGUACGGCCUGGAUCCGCACCACUCGGUGCCCAGCGCCACAAACCUGUGCUUCGACGUGGAAGAUGUGGGCGCCGCGGCCCGGACGCUGGCGGCACGGGGCUGUGUGGUGCCGGUACCACCCACUAGCGUGAGGGAUGCACAGGGCACAGCCAUCUAUACAGUGGUCAGCUCUCCGGCCGGUAACCUUAGCUUUACGUUGCUGCAACGCACUGGCUAUCGCGGAUCCUUCCUACCUGGAUUCAGACAGCUGCCUUGCACGUCUGGCCCUGGCUGGGUCAGCCACGUGGACCACUUGACCUUGGCCUGCACCUCUGGCAGCUCCCCUACUCUUAGGCGGUGGUUCCACGACUGCCUAGGGUUUCGUCACUUGCCGCUGAGCCCAGGUGAGGAUCCGGAGCAGGGCCUCAAGGUGGCUGCAGGGUCUGGGCGAGGGGGACUAAGGCUUACUGCCCUGCAGAUCCCGCCUGACAGCACGGUUCCCACCCUCGUGCUGGCGGAGUCCCUACCGGGACUCCCCAACAAACAGGACCAGGUAGUGCAAUUUCUAGCCCGGCACGGGGGGCCAGGCCUGCAGCAUGUAGGACUGUACACUCCCAACAUCAUGGAAGCUUCUGAGGGGAUGGCGAAGGCAGGAGGCCGGUUCCUAACCCCUCCUGAAGCUUACUAUCAGCAGCCCGGCAAAGAGGAACAAAUCAUAGCUGCAGGGCACAAGCCCAGCCUUCUAGGACGGCAGGGGAUUCUGCUAGAUGGCGCUAAAGACACAUUUUUGCUUCAGGUCUUUACCAAGUCCCUCUUCGCUGAGGACACCUUCUUUCUGGAGCUGAUUCAGAGACAGGGGGCCACGGGCUUUGGCCAGAACAACAUCCGGGCACUAUGGCAGUCGGUGCAAGAGGAAGCUGCGAGGGCCCAGGGAGCCUAACGCCAGCUAGAUCUGGGAGUCGCCACCUGUCCUAGGUGCUCUGAGGAAGGAGUCCAGCACAGGCCUGCUGGAGCUGACGCGCCUCACAGGUCCACACCCCAGAUAAAGCCCAUCCUUCUCUUCAGGGCCAGGUGUGGGUCUUCAUUCCAACCAGUACCUGCCAAUUCUAGAGUCUCUCACCAGACUCCAAAGAGUUGGGACUUAAAAUGUCCGACACCUCUAGGUAAUAAUAAAGGACUGAGGUCGAGACACAAGACUGAACUGCCUUUGUGUCGUCUCUGCGUUUCUUCCCAUCCCCUGAAGGUCUUGGGAUUAUUAACCCUUGUGCUUUCUGAAGUUUCAUUACUUGUGAAAUGGGCCCUGAAUAAAUGAUUUUGAAGAAGAAUUUAAUACAAACCCUCCUCCGUGCCGACCUCCCCAGGGAGAAACAGCUGCAGGUGCAGACUAGGUCAGGAUUAGCCCAACCACCUGCUCUAAGAUGACGCUCCAAUCAGCUUACCUGAGACCCAGAAUGGGAGCAUUAGAUGUCAGCCACGGACAGGUGCUCCCUGCAGCUGCCCUGACGGACAGGUGCUCCCUGCAGCUGCCCUGACG